AUGGCGACGCAGCUGCCCUGCUUCACGCAGCUCACCCCGCCGUCGCCGGGAUGGAGAAACGAAGCCGGGAGCCUCGGGGCUGCAUCUGGGAGGGCAUUGGUCAGAAGCGUUCCAUUUUCAGGUCACUCUCGCUUCAGGUGUCGCGCAACCCCACGCAGCGCUAACUCGUUUCAUAAGAAAGACUCCUUCCUGGACCUUCACCCGGAGGUGUCCCUGCUCCGAGGCGAGCAGAAUGACGAGGCUAUUAACCCAAGGAAAGCUUCUUCUGAUGGGAGCACGUUGGAGGGGCUGGGGGUGCCGCCGAGCCAGGACGAUUACAACGCUGCCAAGAUCAAGGUCGUCGGAGUCGGGGGUGGGGGUUCGAAUGCUGUCAACAGGAUGAUUGAGUACUCCAUGAAUGGUGUCGAGUUUUGGAUCGUCAACACCGAUGUCCAGGCGAUAAGGAUGUCCCCGGUGCAUUCCCAGAACAGGCUGCAGAUUGGGCAGGAGCUCACUCGGGGAUUGGGUGCGGGUGGGAACCCUGAUAUUGGGAUGAAUGCCGCCAAGGAGAGCUGUGAGUCCAUAGAGGAAGCACUUCAUGGUGCUGACAUGGUUUUUGUCACGGCUGGAAUGGGUGGAGGAACUGGAACUGGAGGUGCUCCUGUAAUUGCUGGAAUUGCCAAGUCCAUGGGUAUACUGACAGUGGGUAUUGUCACAACGCCCUUUUCAUUUGAGGGGAGGAGGCGUGCAGUUCAGGCUCAAGAAGGAAUAUCAGCCUUGAGAAAUAGUGUGGACACUCUCAUUGUCAUCCCAAAUGACAAGCUGUUGUCUGCUGUUUCUCCAAACACUCCUGUCACGGAAGCAUUCAACUUGGCUGAUGAUAUUCUUUGGCAAGGAAUUCGCGGUAUCUCUGAUAUCAUUACGGUUCCUGGGUUGGUUAAUGUAGAUUUUGCAGAUGUGCGAGCCAUAAUGCAAAAUGCAGGGUCAUCUUUGAUGGGUAUAGGGACUGCAACAGGCAAGUCAAGAGCAAGAGACGCCGCUCUUAAUGCCAUUCAGUCACCACUGCUAGAUAUUGGAAUUGAGAGGGCUACAGGCAUCGUGUGGAAUAUCACUGGAGGAAAUGAUUUGACUUUGUUUGAGGUAAAUGCUGCAGCCGAAGUAAUCUACGAUCUAGUUGAUCCAAAUGCUAAUCUGAUAUUUGGUUCUGUCAUAGACCCAUCACUCAAUGGCCAGGUUAGCAUAACAUUGAUCGCUACUGGCUUUAAACGGCAGGAUGAAGCAGAAAGCCACACCGCAAAGGGUGGCCAGCAAAUGCAAGGAGACAAUGGUCGACAUCCAUCUUCCACAGGUGGCAGCAAGGUGGAGAUCCCCGAGUUCCUUCGGAGGAGAGGACCUUCUCGCUUCCCGCGAAUUUGA
Messenger RNA from Triticum turgidum subsp. durum (durum wheat), 1395 nucleotides. The record is from the annotation of a GenBank genome assembly. Lineage: Eukaryota; Viridiplantae; Streptophyta; Magnoliopsida; Poales; Poaceae.